Molecule: messenger RNA, 1809 nt
Organism: Sinocyclocheilus anshuiensis
Lineage: Eukaryota; Metazoa; Chordata; Actinopteri; Cypriniformes; Cyprinidae
Product: peroxisomal membrane protein 11B-like
Exons: 2
Coding region: 188-790 (200 amino acids)
Biological process (GO): peroxisome fission
Cellular component (GO): peroxisomal membrane
Source: RefSeq, a predicted model, not a curated record
ACAUAGCUUGAGUCUCUGAGGGUUAAUUUAGACUGAUUGUACCUCUUAUUACUAAUAUUAAUUAGUGAUGUGGUUCCAUUAAGUGACUCCUGAUACCUAAUCUCUUUUCAGUCCCAGGAUGUGUUUAUGUUGCCGUCCCCGCUCAGUGUUUGAUUGAUUGAGUCUGUCUGUGUGUUUUGUGUCAGUGAUGCGGUUGGGGAACUCGGCUGAAGCUCUGGAAGCAGCCAAACGCACCGUGCAUCUGUCAGACUGUGUGCUGCGGCUCUGCAUCACUGUGGCCCAUUUGAACAGAGCCAUGUAUUUUGCCUGUGAUAAUGUACUGUGGGCCGGCAAAACAGGACUGCUGCCCGAACUGGACCAAAACAAAUGGAGCCAGAGGUCGUUUAGAUUCUACUUGUUCGCGCUCAUCCUCAAUCUAACGCGAGACGCGUAUGAAACCCAUCUGCUGAUGGAGAGAGAGUCCCGCAGCAGUGCAGCUAAAAGCUUUAACUGCAGUCUGUCUCCCCUCACGCCGAGCCCAGAGAACGGAGGAGAGCUCCCUCUGACCCCGUCGCCCUCCUCAGCGCUGUCAGCCGGACUCAACAAGCAGUUCCAGCUCCUGAUCACGGUGCUGCGCAACAACCCUCCGCUGCUCCUGGACCUGCUGAAGAACCUGUGUGACGUCUUCAUCCCGCUGGACCGGCUGGGCCUGUACCCCACGGGCUCGGGCUUUGUGGGGGCCUGCGGCCUCACGUCCUCCGUCCUGUCCAUCCUCACUAUAGUUCACCCCUGGCUCAAACUCAAGCCUUGAGUCCCUGGCUGAGAACUACCUGUGCUGUUGCUUUAUUUCUGGAGAGACCCUCUCUUGAGCUUGUGUAGAUAGCGGGAAGGAGAAUGUCUGUCCUUCAUUCCAGUUUAAUUGCACAUUCAAAAGCGUUUCUCCUACGUGUGGAAAAACUAACAACCAAGAUCUGACCUAUUCUAAUUAAAUCCAGUAGUUUAAGUCUGAAAAUGUCCUAGUCUUGCUAUACAGCUAUAAUGCUGUAGUUUUCAGUGUUUAAGUGCAAUUCAGCACAGAACAACAAAUGGCAAACUUGCUUUCAGAAUUAUAAUUUUCUCCUGAUGAUGAAUCUCUUGAAGAAAUGUCAGGGUUAGAUUUCACCCCAAAAUCAAUGGAAAAUCUGCAUAAAUGUAAUGCAACAAAUAUGUGACCUUUACAAAUGUACAAUUUAAAUAAUCGUAUUUUAGUAAUAAUAAUAUAGCUUUGCUAGAUUCCAAAUGUCACAGCAAAAGAGUAUAUAUAUCUUAAACUGCAGCAUUUUAUUGAACAUUAUGCAUUUUUUUUGUCAGACUUGCUAAUCAAACGUUGUACAAGGAUACUGCUGAGUUCGGAAACGGUUACUGUUAAAAAUGUAAUACUUUAUCCAAUAGAUCCUUUUAAAACCUAUGUCUAUGUUUGAGGCUGUUUCUUGUUUUUCAAUUACUGGAGUUGUGAACCUCUGCAAUUUGUUACCAAACACAUUUCAAAACUAGUAGUUUACAUUUUUGCAGUGAUUAAUACAUUAUCAACCAAAAAAGGAUUUGGGGAAUGGUUAAGAAGUAAUAUGUUAUAAACUGAUAUUUGCUUAAUUGAAUUAAACUACAUCACUGACACAGAGCUAUAAUGCCGUUUUUUUUUUUUUAAAUGUGUGUAUACAUGACCUAUCGAGUUUUACGUAACAUAACCAUAUUUUGAAACCUCUUGAAUGUUAAUGCUAUGCAUCACUGGGGUUGCUGAUGGUGACAUGGUGGAGCUGUGAAUCUAACUUUUGAAAUAAAUAAUGCCUUGAA